GGUUGUUGGAUUGGCAGCAAAACAAAGUAGAAUAAGAAAUAUUUCAAAUACAGUAAUGAAAGUAAAGCAGAUCCUUGGCAGAAGUUACGUCUUAACAGAGUGCAGUGGUGACAGUCAGAUGGGUAAUAUAUAGCCACAAGGCCAGUGAAGGCUGAGCGCUCUUCAGACCUGCUGCUACGCCAUGAUCCUGCACACGCUUCUCUAGAGUGAGCCGCCUCAUGGUCCACUCGUUCCGCCCUCAGUCUGCUUAGAAGACAAUGACGAUUUUUACAGAUAAGCAGUUGUACCAGGUCUUGGCCUUAGAAGCACUCUGUCUUUGGUGGAGGAGCCAGUCCCCUUUGGCCAAGCCAGUAAGACCCUUUAAGGCUUUGGGUCCAGUACCUGUCCUGGGCAGACUCCCACAGCCAGAAAUGCGGUCAUUGGACCUGGCUUCUCAGCAAUUAGCCCUGAGAGGGAAGAACCGGCUGGCUUCUGGAAACACAGAGCACGCAGAGCUCCCCCACACCUUCAGAUUCGCACCUUGCCGCCCAGGAGCUUCCUGCGGCUGGUCUUCCUUCCCAGCCCGCUAUGGCCAGUUCCAAUAGCAGUGCGGGCAUCCGGUGGUCCAGACAGGAGACGCGAACUCUUCUCUCCAUACUAGGUGAGGCAGAGUAUAUUCAGCGCCUCCAGACUGUGCAUCAUAAUGCAGAUGUCUAUCAGGCCGUGUCUAAGCGAAUGCAGCAGGAAGGCUUCCGCCGCACAGAACGUCAGUGCCGCUCCAAGUUUAAAGUCCUGAAGGCGUUAUAUUUAAAGGCGUAUGUUGCCCACGCCACGAGUGUGGGUGAUCCACCACACUGCCCGUUUUAUGAUACAUUGGAUCAGCUUCUCCGAAAUCAGAUAGUGACUGACCCAGACAACUUAAUGGAGGACACUGCUUGGGCCAAGCACUGUGAUCAGAACUUAGUUGCCUCUGACACCCCAGGGGAAGAGGGACCCAGCAUUCUCAGAGCAAAAAGGACUCAGGCAGCAGAUCAUCAGCCUAUCUUGAAAACAGUUAAGGAAUCAGAUGAGGAUUGUCAACUGAGAAUCAGUGACCAGAUGCGAGAAACCAGUGACCUUGAGGACUCCUGGGAUGAAUCCUCGGGUGCAGGGUGCUCUCAAGGGACCCCCAGCUACAGCAGCUCCCACCACCUUUUCAGAGGGGCGGUUGCUCCCUGUCAGAGCAGCCCCAUGACCCGACUGGGUGUGUCCGGUGAGCCCAGUCCGUGCGCCAGCACCAGCCGAAACACUCCUGGGGUGGCCUCCGCACCGCGGCCUCCGGUCUCCUCCUCCACAGUUCCUUUUGUUUCUGGUGGGGAUAGGCCUUUGACCGGUGAGCCCCCUCCACGGUGGGCGAGGCGAAGAAGGCGGUCAGUGGCCAGGACUAUUGCGGCCGAGUUGGCAGAAAACAGGAGGUUGGCACGUGAACUUUCAAAGCGUGAGGAAGAGAAAUUGGACAGGCUGAUUGCUAUUGGUGAGGAGGCCAGUGCUCAGCAGGACACUGCCAACGAGCUCCGCAGGGAUGCUGUGGUCGCAGUCAGACGCUUGGCCACGGCGGUGGAAGAGGCCACCGGUGCUUUUCAGCUAGGGCUCGAAAAAUUGCUUCAGAGGUUAAUUUCGAAUACCAAAAGUUAGACGUUGCUUCUAAAGAGCGUUUCCUAAACUGGUAGAAGCCCAGUUCCAACACCUGCCUUUUGGUACCCUGGCUCCUUUUAUACGUCCUUAGGAAUAAAGGAAAGAAAGAGCGGAUGAACCAUUAAUGUGCAGAGUAGUGGGAAUAUACGUGCUAGUUGCUUUUCCCAAGCUUCUCCACGAAUUGAAGACCUCUCGGGUUUGUGAGGAGUGGUCUAACAACAGAUGGAGCCGAGACCAGAGAGUUGGUUAGCAGUGGCCUCGCCACUAAUGGGCAGUUUAGUUUACCUCGACACCAGUUUCCUCAUCUGUAAAAUGGGGGCCAGGUAAUAACUCCUGACCUGCCUACCUCACAGGGUUGUUGUGAGGACCGAACGGCUAGUAGAUGUGAAAGGGUUUAAAAGCACUACACACUAUAUACAUGUAAGUUACUAUUAAUGCAUAUGACCUUGGCCGAGGUAAGGCUAGGGUGAGGCACAUUAGUUGACAAGAUAAAGAAUUAUGGUGUCUGCCAUGACUUCAUUGCUUCAAUCUUUACCAAUUUAACUUGACUGCUUCUUAGAAGUUUAAGGUUUUCAUUUUUUUUUAAUCCUCUAUGGCUCAUUAAUCUAGAUACAUGUGUUUGUAUGUUUAUCUCUUAUAUUUUCGCUGCUAUGUCUAUGACAUACUAGUAAGCACUCAAUGGUCAAACCAGCUUUCCUUCCCUUUCACUAGUUUUCAGUGUCUUGUCACUCUAAGGAUAUAAUUCAGAACUGCGGGAGCUACAGUUGUGUAUUAUGAUUCAUAUAAUCUUCCAUAUAACGAGGUAUUGGCUGUUUUAUGAAAUAAUAAAUGUAAGUGAAUUCUUUGCAUUCCAUAUUAUUUGGCUCCCUUAAUAUACAUAAUUACAUGUCUUUAGGUUUAGGGUGUCCCUUGGAACAUGUGGAAACAAUUUGGAAUCUGUUUUCCAAGUGCUUUUAGCUAAUUUCAUUCUUUUAGCCUUUUUUCUGUCUAGUAUGUUACAGAGGCAAGCCCUAGAAGACUUUGCUUCUGGGGAACUUUGCAAAGUCACUUUCUCAUACAUUGUAGACAAAAGUUCGCCUUGUUCAUGGCAUAUGGUGGAAGAGGACAGCUUUGGGAACAGCCGAGGAUGGUGUGGAUAAAGACUGCCUGCAAUAAAUAACUCCUUUUAAGCACAAAGCCCUCAAUAAAUACAUCCUCCUUUCCCCCCAAACAUACGUGCUGCUUUUAGGAGAUAGGAAGAUGUAGAGCCAUACUUCCGAUUUCUUUAGAAAGAAUGCCAUUAUUGGCCGUCAUUUAACAAGCUUCAAAGCUUUUAAGUGGUUUACUUAGUGCUUUCAGGAAAUACAAAUAGGAGCCUUGGAAUUUAAAAGGCUCUCCUCCAGUCUACAGGUUGAGAAAAAACAAGUGCAGGCAUGUUUGAAGAGGUUUUGUUUUAUAUUUUGUAGGCUUGGGUGCUUACCUACAUCCUGGAGAGGCAGAUAGGUGGGGAAAGCGUCAGAAGAGUGGGAAUAUAGCCGGAGCGUGCCUGGGCGGCAGGCAGGCUGCGCUGAUGGGCGGUGGUGACAGUAGAAGAUGGCUGGUGUGGUUGAGCACUGGAUUCUAACCCUGUCCCAGUUGGUGACCUUGGGCAGGUGUCUUGCCCUUCUUGUGCUUCAAUAUCUUUAACAUGAUUUGUACUAGAUGACUCUUCUAGUACCUUCUAGUUCUAAAAAAAAUUCUCUGAUACGUGGCAUAACAAAAAGGCAAAGUAAAAAAUUUAAUUGUAAUAUUUUCAGUCACGGUGGCAUAUUGUAUGUUUGAAUUACUGGUAACAGUUGUGUUUUAAGAGAGCAUUCUAUGGUAUUAGUAUUUAUUAAUAUGCUCAACUUACAUAAGCACCACACCGGACAUAGGUUCCUUGCUUUAAAGAAGCCUGUGUUAAGACAGUAAAAUGGAUAUAUAUGGCUGUGCAUUUUCUCAUUUGUUUUAGGCCUUUGUGUGGAGGGGUAUGUGUCUGUUGUAACUGGGUAACACUAAUACAAGUACAUAGGCUUUCUGGAAAAACAGGGAAGUACGCGAAGGAGACUUAGGCCUGUAGUAUAUUAACCUAUUAACGGUAGCAAAGUACGUAGGCAGGGGUUUUUUUUAGGUAAGAGAAGUGCUACAGAACAGAAGUGGAAUUAAACUUGGGAGGUAGUACUGUGAAUGUCGUUUGGGUGAAAUAACUUUAAAGUGAGAAUAAAAUUAAAAGGGAAGUUCUUAAUGAAUCGAAAAAUACUGUUACGUGGAGGCCAUUCUCACUGAGAGAGAACGAGCUCAGAAACCGUCCCCAGGCUCUAGGCCCCGCCGUUCGUGCCUGCACGUCGGAGGCAGGUCGCUUUCCCGUUCUGGGACUCCGGUUCCUCGCCCGCAGAGGGAGAAACGAAUCACGCUCCUACCUACCUCACAGGAAUGUGGUGAGGGCCAGACGAACCGAUGAAGGUAAAAACGCUGUCACGCGGAAAGCACGGUCUUGUGACGGGGAUGGGGAAGACCACCCUGGAGCACGUUGGGGCGGCUGUGUGCCAGCUCCGACAGUCCGCUGUCACGCGAGAGACAUUUAAGGAAGGACAAGGAAGAGAAAGCAGCCGUGCUUGUAAAGGUCGUGGUACAGUGGCGGGGCUGACGCUCUGCUCCUGAAGACCGUGAUGUCAGUGAGGUGCCGUGUAUGCCGACCUCCCACCACCCUUUGUGUUUCUGUUAAGUGAUUUAAUCCUGGUGUGGACUAAUAAAGUUUUUACUUGUAUGUA
This is a messenger RNA of Hyaena hyaena (striped hyena), 4421 nucleotides long. RefSeq lists its product as uncharacterized. The transcript has 4 exons. The record is from RefSeq and is a predicted model, not a curated record. Bases 568 to 1653 code for a protein of 361 amino acids. Lineage: Eukaryota; Metazoa; Chordata; Mammalia; Carnivora; Hyaenidae.